CGGGCCCGUCCCCCAGCGUCCCCCCCGAACACCAUAGGCGGCUCCGGCUCCAAGAUGUCCAACCGGGUGCUCUGCCGGGAGGCCAGCCACGCCGGCAGCUGGUACACGGCCUCAGGACCCCAGCUGAAUGCACAACUAGAAGGGUGGCUUUCUCAAGUACAGUCCACAAAAAGACCUGCAAGAGCCAUUAUUGCACCCCACGCAGGAUACACGUAUUGUGGAUCUUGUGCAGCCCAUGCUUACAAACAAGUGGAUCCUAAUAUCACCCGAAAAAUUUUCAUUCUUGGGCCUUCCCAUCACGUGCCCCUCUCCCGAUGUGCACUUUCCAGUGUGGACAUUUACAGGACACCUCUGUAUGAUCUCCGAAUUGACCAAAAGAUUUAUGGAGAAUUGUGGAAGACUGGAAUGUUUGAGCGUAUGUCCCUACAGACAGAUGAAGAUGAACACAGUAUUGAAAUGCAUUUGCCUUAUACUGCUAAAGCCAUGGAAAGCCAUAAGGAUGAGUUUACUAUUAUUCCUGUGUUGGUCGGAGCACUGAGUGAGUCAAAAGAGCAGGAAUUUGGAAAACUCUUCAGUAAAUACCUAGCUGAUCCUAGUAACCUCUUUGUGGUUUCUUCUGACUUUUGCCAUUGGGGUCAGAGGUUCCGUUACAGUUACUAUGAUGAAUCCCAAGGAGAAAUUUAUAGAUCCAUUGAGCACCUAGAUAAAAUGGGUAUGAGCAUUAUAGAGCAGCUAGAUCCUGUAUCUUUUAGCAAUUACUUGAAGAAAUACCAUAAUACAAUAUGUGGAAGACAUCCUAUUGGAGUAUUAUUAAAUGCUAUCAACGAGCUCCAGAAGAAUGGAAUGAAUAUGAGCUUUUCAUUUUUGAAUUACGCUCAGUCAAGCCAGUGUCGAAACUGGCAAGACAGCUCAGUGAGUUAUGCAGCUGGAGCACUUAUGGUCCACUGAACCACUGAAUGCUCAGGGAUGGCACCUGCACACACUCUGUAUACGGGGUCCCAGCCUAGCCCUUACAAAGAUACAGUCCCUGGUCUUUGGGUAUACUGAAACCUCAAACUAAUAGAACUCUGUUCUUUUCUAGUAGGUGUAGUCCUUCCUUAGUUUCAACUCAUUUAAAAAUGCUUUCUUGUUUAGGACAAUGGAAGGAAGGCUGGUAUAAGAACUUUUUGUGCUUUUUUUUUUUUACCUUUUUUUUUCUUUUUUUGUUUUUUGGGGAAGAGAUAAUGGCUGUGAAGGCAUGGUGGUAGACUGUCCUUACAAAUACAACAUAUAAAGCAUUUACCAUAUCCUAAAUUUGCACUCUUUGCAGACCUGUGCACAUAUACUCUGCUUUCAGAAUAGUUUUGCAAGUUGUAAACGGAAAAAGGGGGUGGAAGCUUUUUAAUAAAAGAAAAAAAAAAAGGAAAACAACGCAUUUAUAAAUUAUCCUGUAUUAGAAUAUAAUAAAACUCCAGUAUAGUCAGUUACUACCCGUGAUGUACAACAGAUAUCUUCUAUUUUAGUUGCUAAUAAAGGGCUACACAAACCAAAA
This is a messenger RNA of Lepidothrix coronata (blue-crowned manakin), 1531 nucleotides long. RefSeq names its product mediator of cell motility 1 (gene MEMO1). NCBI's taxonomy places the organism in Eukaryota, Metazoa, Chordata, Aves, Passeriformes, Pipridae. The record is from RefSeq and is a predicted model, not a curated record. The transcript is spliced from 9 exons. The coding region runs from base 55 to 948 and encodes 297 amino acids.